AUGGGAUUCGAAGCCUUCCUGCUCUACCCCGCGACGAUCAAGUUGACCAACAGCUCCGUAGCAUUUUGCUUCCUCCAACCCCUUUUCAAUCCCUGUACGUGUUUUUGCUUUUGUUUUGGGGGGGGGGGGGGGGGGGGGGGGGGGGGGGGGGGGGGGGGGGGGGGGGGGGGGGGGGGGGGGGGGGGGGGGGGGGGGGGGGGGGGGGGGGGGGGGGGGGGGGGGGGGGGGGGGGGGGGGGGGGGGGGGGGGGGGGGGGGGGGGGGGGGGGGGGGGGGGGGGGGGGGGGGGGGGGGGGGGGGGGGGGGGGGGGGGGGGGGGGGGGGGGGGGGGGGGGGGGGGGGGGGGGGGGGGGGGGGGGGGGGGGGGGGGGGGGGGGGGGGGGGGGGGGGGGGGGGGGGGGGGGGGGGGGGGGGGGGGGGGGGGGGGGGGGGGGGGGGGGGGGGGGGGGGGGGGGGGGGGGAGGGGGGGGGGGGGGGGGGGGGGGGGGGGGGGGGGGGGGGGGGGGGGGGGGGGGGGGGGGGGGGGGGGGGGGGGGGGGGGGGGGGGGGGGGGGGGGGGGGGGGGGGGGGGGGGGGGGGGGGGGGGGGGGGGGGGGGGGGGGGGGGGGGGGGGGGGGGGGGGGGGGGGGGGGGGGGGGGGGGGGGGGGGGGGGGGGGGGGGGGGGGGGGGGGGGGGGGGGGGGGGGGGGGGGGGGGGGGGGGGGGGGGGGGGGGGGGGGGGGGGGGGGGGGGGGGGGGGGGGGGGGGGGGGGGGGGGGGGGGGGGGGGGGGGGGGGGGGGGGGGGGGGGGGGGGGGGGGGGGGGGGGGGGGGGGGGGGGGGGGGGGGGGGGGGGGGGGGGGGGGGGGGGGGGGGGGGGGGGGGGGGGGGGGGGGGGGGGGGGGGGGGGGGGGGGGGGGGGGGGGGGGGGGGGGGGGGGGGGGGGGGGGGGGGGGGGGGGGGGGGGGGGGGGGGGGUGGGGGGGGGGAGGGGGUGGAGGAGUGAGGGGGAGUGAGGAGGAGUGUGGAAGAGUGAGGGGGAGUGGAGGAGUGAGGAGGAGUGAGGGGGAGUGA
Knipowitschia caucasica is the source of this 1050-nucleotide messenger RNA. The record is from the annotation of a GenBank genome assembly. Lineage: Eukaryota; Metazoa; Chordata; Actinopteri; Gobiiformes; Gobiidae.